UAUGGCUUCAGAUGAGGAAAUAGAUAGCUUGUUCGAAUACGCAAUGAAAGGACAAUGGGAAAAGGUCAUGGAGGCCUACCAAAAAAGUAUUACUGCUCAAGAAGCCAAGAUAACCAGAUCCAAGGAGACUGCUCUGCACAUUGCUAUAGCAGAUGGCCGAACCGAAAUCGCACUAGACUUGGUGAACAUUAUUCUCAGUAACGGAGAUGACAAUGCAACAACCGCAGUACUCAGCAUAGCAAAUGAUAGAGGCAACACGCCUCUACAUCUAGCUGCUUGGCUCGGGAAUGUACAAGUGUGCCACAGCAUUGCAGCCAAGGCAGGGAGCCUGGUCUCUGUUCGAAAUGGGGAGGGUGAGACACCUCUCUUCUUGGCAGCUCUUAACGGUAACACAAAGGCUUUUCUUUGCCUUAAUUUCCAUUGCCGAGAAAAACCCCAUUCCUCGAUCAGAGACAACAAUGGUGAUACCAUUCUUCAUGCUGCAAUCUCCGGUGAAUACUUCAGUUUGGCAUUUCAGAUAAUUCGGUUGUACCCAGAACUUGUGAACUCUAUCAAUCAAAAUGGUUCGUCUCCGCUGCAUAUUCUAGCUAGUAAGCCCAAUGCAUUCAAAAGCAGCUGUCGACUUGGACUCUGUGAUCUUCUUAUAUACAAAUGUUUGAUGGUUGAAGAACUCGAAGUGGAAGAAUAUAACCAUGAAGCGUGUCAUUCUAAGGCAGGAGACGGAGACAGUUCUUCAUACCCAGAAAACUACGAAACAUGCAUGAACUUCUUCCAAGUUCUCAGAAGUUUGUUUCAAGUGUUAAGUAAAAAGAGGGGAGAUAGCAACUGUAUGCAAGUGUGGCACGAAUACUGGCAUAAGACGCACAGCUCCCUCUUUCAAGCUAAUGGAGGAAAUGGAAAGGGUACUAAUGGUCCUGCUGAUGACGAAGAGAAUCCGCAAAAAGAGGCUACUCCAGGAGCAUCAACUUCUGCAGUGAGGUCACAACCAAGAGAUGCUACAAAAGAAAUAUCAAAUGCAAAGAGUUCAAGAUCAACCAAUGAGGCAAACCAUCCAGAGGGAAAGGGGAGAGAAAAUCACCUGUUUCCUCCCAAUUAUGUCUCAUUUGUUCUGUUCUUCAAGUUUAUGAUGAAGGCCUUGCUAAUCAUUCUGGGAAUUGGAAUUUGGGGGAUAAGAAAAAUCCAAGAAAAGAAAGAGAGACAUAUAUGGGCAAAUCAGGUCAUGAAUGAAUUGGUUGACCGUACUUCUUUAUACAAAUAUCGAAAUACUGGGAAAAAUCCCCAAGAAACUCAACCCAGCAAAGAUAAAGAAGAAUGUGAAGUGCCUGAUCCUACAAUGCUACAGCAAGCUUCACCCUUAUCAUCUGAUCAUGCGGCACUUAACAGUAGAGAUACAAGUAUUGAGACGACUAUCUUGUCCUCAAACCAGAACAAUUAUACGAUAGGGAGUGAUCAGAAUGAACAAGAGAGAAAGAACAAUAAUGCCUUGGGAGGUAAGAAGAAUGGAGUUCUUGUAGCAGGGAAAAAUCAGUCACCUGUUUUAAUUGCAGCAAAGAUGGGAGUAACUGAAAUGGUGGAGAAAAUCCUAGACAAAUUUCCAGUGGCCAUCCAGGAUGUUGACUCUGAUAACAAGAAUGUUAUACUCUUAGCAGUUGAGAACAGGCAACCCCAUGUUUACAAUCUUCUUCAGAAGAGAAAGAUACUAAAAGAAAGCCUGUUGCGUCAGUUGGACAACGAAGGUAACAGUGCAUUACAUCUUGCUGCUACAUGUGGACGGUACCGACCUUGGCUUAUUCCAGGCGCGGCAUUGCAAAUGCAAUGGGAAAUCAAGUGGUAUAAGUUUGUCAAAAACUCCAUGCCGCAUCGUUACUUUGUUCGCUACAACAAAAGAGGCCAGACACCAAAGGAGAUAUUCAUAGAUACACACAAACAUCUUAUAAAAGAAGGAAGCAAAUGGCUAACCAAAACCUCGGAAUCAUGCUCUGUGGUUGCUGCCCUCAUUGCAACGGUUGCAUUUGCUACUUCAGCAACUGUACCAGGAGGACUAAAUCAGCAUACAGGCGAGCCAAUUCUCAAAGACAAGACAGCAUUCAGUGCCUUCACCAUUUCAUCACUAGUUGCUCUCUGCUUCUCAAUAACUUCCCUGGUCUUCUUUCUUUCAAUCCUCACUUCUCGAUACGAAGAAAGUGAUUUUUCCAUGGACUUGCCCCGAAAACUCUUAAUGGGUUUGACAUCACUGUUUGCAUCCAUAGCUUCCAUGUUAGUCUCGUUCUGCACAGGGCAUAUCUUUCUCCUAAAUCAUCAACUGAGAUAUGUGGCAUAUCCAUUGUAUGCAGCAACUUGCUUGCCAGUUACGUUUUUCGCUCUUGCACAGCUGCCACUCUACUUUGAUCUCAUGAGGGCCAUCAUCAAAAAGGUACCUCAACGGAGCUACGAGGUCUAUCCACACUAGGUAUUCAUGAAUUAUGGUAACAAGAACUACAAGGUUUAAUGGAUUAUGCAAUUGAAAUGAUGAGUGAAUGCAAAAUGUUUGCCAAACAGUUUAUGAAAUUUUAGUCAGUUUAUUGAUACAUCAGUAGCUUUGUAGGGCGUAGGCUUUCACUAGUUUAUGUAUGCUACAGAGUUAUUGAUUUGAAUGUCAUUGGUGUUCAGCCUAUUC
Molecule: messenger RNA, 2656 nt
Organism: Rosa rugosa (rugosa rose)
Lineage: Eukaryota; Viridiplantae; Streptophyta; Magnoliopsida; Rosales; Rosaceae
Exons: 9
Coding region: 2-2449 (815 amino acids)
Molecular function (GO): protein binding
Source: RefSeq, a predicted model, not a curated record